GAGAGAUAGGUAAGCAGCAGGCAUGCGCCGUGUGGGUCGCGGUGGCCAUGGCGGAGUCCAUCCCGCUGGGCGCCCCGGUGCCGCUGGAGCAGGCCGUGCUGGAGACCUUCUUCUCCCACCUGGGCAUCUUCUCCUACGACAAGGCCAAGGACAACGUGGAAAAGGAGCGGGAGGCCAACAAGAGCUUGGGGGCCGGCUGGCUGGCGCUGCUGGCCGCCCUGGCCCACCUGGCCGCCGCCGAGAAGGCCUACCACGGCCUCACCUACCUGGGACAGAAGCUAGGUAGCCAGUCGUUCUUCAGCAGGAAGGACUCCAUCCGCACCAUCUACACCUCCCUGCACAACGAGCUGAGGAAGGUGGGGGCCCCGGGCGGCCGGGGGGCUCCCGGGGGGGCGGCGGCCCCCCACCUGGAGGAGCUGCUCUCCCACCUGGCCGAGCAGCUCUGCUUCUUCGUCCAGGCGCGGGUGGAGCUCGCCGACUUGUACGAGAAGAUGUACGCCCUGAGCACGCACAAGCACGUCAACUCGGAGGAGCUGGUCGGCCUGCUGGAGUCCGUCCUGAAGAGGUUCAGCUCCAGAUUCCACCACCCGAUCCUCAGCCCCCUGGCCAGCGGCUUCCAGCUGGAGGUGGACGUGCUGACCCACCUGCUGAAGGCCCAGGCCCAGAUCUCGGCCUGGCAGUUCCUGCCGUCGCUGGUGGGGCUGCACAGCGCCCACACCAAGCUGCAGACCUGGGGCCAGAUCUUCGAGAAGCAGCGCGAGACCAAGAAGCACCUGUUCGGCGGCCAGUCUCAGAAGGCCGUGCAGCCGCCCCACCUCUUCCUGUGGCUGCUGCGUCUCAAGGGCCUGCUCCUGGCCAAGUUCAGCUUCUACUUCCACGAGGCGCUGAGUCGCCAGACCACGGGCUCCGAGAUGAAGGCCCUGACGGCCAGGGCCAGCCCGGACCUCUUCGGCAAGGUCUCCGCCUUCAUCCGCAAGUACGACGCGGCCAACGUGGCCCUCGUCUUCGACAACCGGGGGGCGGAGAGCUUCCGGGGCCACGGCUACCACCACCCACACUCGUACCGCGAGGCGCCCAAGGGGGCCGACCGCUACCCGGCCGUGGUGUCCCUGCCCGGCGACAGGCCCGUCGUACACUGGCCCAACGUCGUCACCAUCAUGGCGGAGCGGGCGGCCGACCUCAACGGCCUGGAGAAGGUGGUCCACUUCUACGACGACAAGGUCCAGAGCACCUACUUCCUCACCCGCCCGGAGCCCCACUUCACCCUCGUGGUCAUCUUCGAGGCCAAGAAGUCGGAGCGCGACUCGCAUUUCGUCUCCUUCCUCCACGAGCUCUCCCACACGCUGAAGAACUCCAGAGCUUUCGCGGGCCUGAAGCCCGGGUCUAAGGGUUAGCGGGGCGACCUCCCUGGAAACGCUCCCCGCGGAGGGAUCCGGCCCGGGGUCUCGAAGCUCCCGGAGGGAAGGGACCGGGGCCGGGGGGACGACCGUGUCCCCCGGGGGUUCAGCUUUGGCCGGGGCCCGGGCCGACCGCCGAUUUGGGGCGGGACGCUCCCGGCUCCGGAGUCCCCUCGACCGGACCCUGCCAUCCGUGCCGGAAUCGGUCCGGACGCUGGAAGGCGUAACGAAGGCGGGACAGCGGAACGGGAAACGACCUCUGUGAAAUUCGGUAGCGUCCGUCAGGUCCGUCGUGAGAACUGCUGUCGGGGGGGCGGGGUGUCAGCUUUAUGAUUGAGAUUUCGCAGCUGAGUAUUUCUGAAGGCCGGGUGGCCGCCACUCCGGUUUACUCAAGGCUGUUGAAGUAAUUAAAAGGAAAGGGAAGAAGAG
Ornithorhynchus anatinus (platypus) is the source of this 1826-nucleotide messenger RNA. It is a transcript of the gene KICS2, whose product is annotated as KICSTOR subunit 2. The transcript has 3 exons. Bases 48 to 1394 code for a protein of 448 amino acids. Gene Ontology annotation, biological process: protein localization to lysosome; negative regulation of TORC1 signaling; cellular response to amino acid starvation. NCBI's taxonomy places the organism in Eukaryota, Metazoa, Chordata, Mammalia, Monotremata, Ornithorhynchidae. The record is from RefSeq and is a predicted model, not a curated record. Gene Ontology annotation, cellular component: KICSTOR complex.